AAACCAUAUCAAAUUGGGUCAAGAGUUCCCAAAGUAAUGAUUCAUAAUUUUGGUGUCAUUAAUCCCCUGUUUGAAAUAGACUAGUCCUCGUGGUAUAUAAAUGUCUGCAUCUCCACAAAGACUGCCUCUGAAGCUGAAGCUUCAAGCGCAAUCUUUUCUGGAGAAUUCAAGGCUACUUCAACCGAUCGCUGGCCCUUCUGCAACGUCUAGGAGACCUCCACUUUUCACCGUUCCAUCUUCUGCAUCGAUUCGUUCACUCCGAAGCUUGAAUGAUCCUGGAAUUGAUAGAUUUACUGACGAAUUAGAAAUCAUCUCACUGGAUAAUAAUCAACAAUUUGAUAGAUAUUCAUAUAUUGCAUAUUAUGUACCAAUUCUUCGCUGGCUACCCAAUUAUUCGUUUUCCGAAUCUUUUAUUGGCGACUUUCUUGCCGGUGUUUCUAUUGCUAGCUUUCAAAUUCCCUUGGUGAUGUCCUUCGUGACAUCUCUUGCGCAUCUACCACCAGUAACUGGGCUCUGCAGUGUUAUAAUUGGAUCAUUGAUCUACGCAGUAUUGGGAAGCGUUCCCGUAUUGAUUGUGGGUCCUGCUCCGUCUCUGGCGUUAUUAUAUGGACAACUCAUCGAUAGUUUAGAUACUGGUGCCAAUGGUUGGUCAUCACAUGAUAUUGCAUGCACAGUUUCUGCUUCAGUUGCUGCAAUUCUCCUAUCUGCUGGUAUUUUCCGGUUGGGGUUUUUGGAGAGUGUGCUAUCAAGAGCAUUGCUCAAGGGAUUUUUAGGUGCUAUGGGUAUUAUCAUGAUUAUUAGCGAAUUACCCGUGGAAAUGGGGGUACAGCCAGGUGGUAAGAGUCCAUUAGAAAAAAUAUCGCAUAUUCUUAAUGUUUAUAGGGAGACCAAUACUCCAACAUUGAUGAUUUCUGUGAUAACUUUAACGCUUGUAUUGAUUAUAAGGUCUUUAAAACGGAAAUGGGUGGUAAAGAACCGCAACGCGGUGUACAUUCCGGAGCUAUUAAUGAUGGUUGUUUUUGCUACAUUGUUAAGUUGGUGGUUCGAUUGGGAAAGUUUGGGGGUGGAGAUUGUAGGACUGAAUUCGUCAAGUGGUGCAUCAAUAAAUUCACAAUGGAUUUGGGAAAAGGUAAAGCUUAGUUCAAAAAACGUUGGAUAUACUAAACUGAGACUGGAUUUGUUUAAGUCAACAUUUUCCACUGCUUUCCUUUGUACAACACUUGGAUAUUUUGAUUCAGUCAUUGCUACUAAGAAUUUGGGGGCAAGAUUCAACUAUAAUGUUUCAUCUAAUCGUGAACUUAUUGCACUUGGAGUCACAAAUGUUGUAGUAAGUAUAUUUGGAGGUAUACCUGCGUUUGGUGCGUUGGGAAGAUCUAAAAUUAACGUUUUAGCUGGUGCAACUACCCCAAUGUCUGGGAUAGUGAUGGCAAUUGUUACUAUAUUUGCCAUUGUUUAUCUUCUUUCAUAUCUCUAUUAUUUACCGGAAUGUGUACUUGCACUUAGUACAACUAUCAUUGGAAUAACCGUGUUAGAAGAAGUCCCAUCUGAUCUUUUAUUCUUUUGGAAUGUUCGUGGUUAUGAUGAAAUUAUAACAUUUAUUAUUAUUUUUGCAGCCACUCUUUUUUGGAGUGCUCAAUCUGGGGUGACUCUUGGAGUUGGUAUAGCAAUUGUUCGAAUUAUUAAAGAGAGUAGUAAAUCACGUAUACAAAUUUUGGGCCGUAUCCCGAACUCAUCGGUAUUUAGAAAUGCCGACGAGCUUAUUGAAGAGAGUUUUUCUCAUUUUAAACCUUCUUCAGAUAAAUUAUCUGAUUUGGUUUCUGAAAUUGAAGACAUUGAAGGCGUAUUAAUAAUUAAGAUCCCAGAACCACUUAAUUUUGCCAAUGUUGGAGACCUUCAAAAUAGAUUGGCUAGGAUAGAGAAAUAUGGAUCAGUAUUAGUUCAUCCACUGCAACCACAAACUCGUGAUUUCCAAUCUACCCAAUUUUUAAUUGUUGAUUGCAAAGGAAUGAUUAGAAUAGAUUCUGCAGCAAUUCAAAUUUUGUGCGAAAUUGUAAAGAAGUACAUUGAAACAGGUAUUGUUGUUUGCUUUCUGAGAGUACCAAUUGAUGUUAGAAGUCAAUUUUCCAGACUGGGACUUACUGAAAUGGUAAAUGAAAGUUUUUCAGUAUCUAAUAUAAAUGAACAUACUGGUUUACAAGGAUCAGCAGCUGGAUUAGGCGCAGGAUUUUUCAAAAGUAUCGAUGAAGCAUUAAAAGUUACUACUGUUCAAGUAUAGACUAAUAUAGAC
This is a messenger RNA of [Candida] anglica, 2287 nucleotides long. The record is from the annotation of a GenBank genome assembly. Lineage: Eukaryota; Fungi; Ascomycota; Pichiomycetes; Serinales; Debaryomycetaceae.